AUGGGCCGUUCCAAGAGACGAGAAAAAUCUAAUAAAAACUGUAUUCUCUAUCGCGCUCACAAGCCAAUUGUGGACGGACGGACGGACGGUCAGGGGCGACGACAAUACGAUUUGUGGAAAUUCACCACAAUUCAAAAAUCGAUACUUACAUUAACAGAAGGAUUAAUAAAUUUAAUGAAUGGUGGAAAUAUUCACAUUGUCAAUUACAUUGAUUUAGUACAAUAUUCAAAACUUCUACAUGAAACUCUAAAGACAGGACGCGAAACAAAUAGAUUGGGAGACGUUAUAAAAGCUACGAAUGAAGACGAUGAAUAUAUAGAUGAUGAUCAAGAAAUAAAGGAAUUAGAUGAUAUUUCUGGAGAAAGUAGUAGUGGAGAAGGUAUAACGUUUUUGUCCGAUGAUCCUGAACAAUUAACAGACUUAAUAUAA
This is a messenger RNA of Lottia gigantea (owl limpet), 429 nucleotides long. RefSeq lists its product as hypothetical. Lineage: Eukaryota; Metazoa; Mollusca; Gastropoda; Lottiidae. The record is from RefSeq and is a predicted model, not a curated record. The transcript is spliced from 2 exons. The coding region runs from base 1 to 429 and encodes 142 amino acids.